This is a messenger RNA of Cylindrotheca closterium, 253 nucleotides long. NCBI's taxonomy places the organism in Eukaryota, Bacillariophyta, Bacillariophyceae, Bacillariales, Bacillariaceae. The record is from the annotation of a GenBank genome assembly.
AUGCGUGUUGGUGCCGGAGUCGGCUGUGGGGUUGGCUGUGGGGUUGGACUCUUGGAAGGAGAACUUGUCGGCACCUUUGAUGGUGAUGAGGAAGGAUUUGAACUUGGAUUGUCGGAAGGCGAGUCGGAUGGCACAUCGGAUGGCACAUCUGAAGGUGUCUCCGAUGGGACGAAUGAUGGAAUCAUGGACGGAAGCGUCGAAGGGACAAAGGAUGGAAUCAUGGAAGGAAGCGUCGACGGGACAAAAGAUGGAA